Molecule: messenger RNA, 8893 nt
Organism: Electrophorus electricus (electric eel)
Lineage: Eukaryota; Metazoa; Chordata; Actinopteri; Gymnotiformes; Gymnotidae
Gene: lrp4
Product: low density lipoprotein receptor-related protein 4
Biological process (GO): receptor-mediated endocytosis
Cellular component (GO): apical plasma membrane; signaling receptor complex; plasma membrane
Molecular function (GO): protein binding; hormone binding; calcium ion binding
Source: RefSeq, a predicted model, not a curated record
UCUGGCGGUGGGGUCGUAGUUUCCAUGGUCUCUGCUGUACGACUCUUUAGUUCAACUUGAAUUGAGUCGUAACUAAAGGAAUUACAGGCGAUACCAAAUCAUGAUAUGAAAUGAGUUAAAAAUCUAGUUUGCGUUUAUUUAAAGGGUCGCCUUUUACAUCGCAAAUACAAGUAUUUGCAGAAAUUUAGGCUAACAUCGGAGAGGCAUUACUCACGAUGAAGCUUCUUGUGGUGCUUUGUGCCACUCUUUUAACUUUAUUGCUUCGCAGUCAAGCAUACAAGAUCCAAUUGGCUGUGCAGAAUCUCCUGAUCAGAGGUAUGCUGGGCAGUGCGGAGUGCUCGUGCGGGAGGAAUCACUUCACAUGUGCUGUGAGCGCGUUCGGAGAGUGCACCUGCAUCCCAGCUCAAUGGCAGUGUGAUGGAGACAAUGACUGUGGCGACCACAGUGAUGAGGAUGGCUGUAUGUUGCCCACUUGCUCCCCUCUCGACUUCCACUGUGACAACGGAAAGUGUAUCCGCCGUUCGUGGGUCUGUGACGGAGACAACGACUGCGAGGACGACUCAGACGAGCAGGACUGCCCUCCACGGGAGUGUGAGGAGGAUGAGUUCCACUGCCAGAACGGCUACUGCAUUCGCAGUCUAUGGCACUGCGAUGGAGACAAUGACUGCGGAGACAACAGUGAUGAACAAUGUGACAUGAGGAAGUGCUCCGAUAAAGAGUUCCGCUGCUCUGAUGGCAGCUGUAUAGCAGAGCACUGGUACUGUGAUGGAGACACAGACUGCAAGGAUGGAACAGAUGAAGAGAACUGUCCCUCUGAUGUGAUGGCGGCUACCUGCAGUGUGGAGGAGUUUCAGUGUGCCUACGGUCGAUGCAUCCUGGACAUCUACCACUGUGACGGGGAUGAUGACUGUGGUGACUGGUCUGACGAGUCCGACUGCUCCUCCCAUCAGCCUUGCCGUGCAGCUGAAUUUAUGUGCAGCAGUGGCAUGUGUAUCAAUGCUGGCUGGAGAUGUGAUGGAGAAUUCGACUGUGACGACCAGUCAGAUGAAACCAACUGCACUGCCUCUAUGUGCAUGGCUGACCAGUUUCGCUGUGUAUCCGGCCGCUGUGUCCGGUUGUCGUGGCGAUGCGAUGGGGAGGAUGACUGCUCUGACGGCAGUGAUGAAGAGGGCUGUGAAAAGACGGGAGCCCCGCCCUGCGCCUCCGAUCAGUUCUUAUGCGGGAAUGGCCGCUGCAUCGGCCAACGCAAGGUGUGUAAUGACGUCAAUGACUGCGGAGAUGGAACGGACGAAUACCCGCACCAGGACUGCCGCCCAAGGUCCAGUGAAGGAAACUGUAACGUGGAUAAUGGAGGCUGCUCGCAGAAGUGUCAGAUGUCUCGAGGACUGGUUCAGUGCACCUGUCACACUGGCUACCGACUGACGGAGGGCGGAAAAACCUGCCAAGAUGUGGACGAGUGUGCUGAUGAAGGCUACUGUAGCCAAGGCUGUACCAACACCGAGGGGGGGUUCCAGUGCUGGUGUGUUCAGGGUUAUGAGCUAAGGCCUGACAAGCGCAGCUGCAAGGCUCUGGGCCCAGAACCUGUGUUGCUGUUUGCGAACCGGAUCGAUAUCCGGCAGGUCCUGCCGCACCGUUCUGAGUAUACGCUGCUGCUGAACAACUUGGAAAACGCCAUCGCUCUAGACUUCCACCACAACAAGGAGCUUGUUUUCUGGUCUGACGUCACGCUUGACCGCAUCAUGAAGGCCAACCUGAAUGGCAGCAACGUGGAGGAGGUGGUGUCAACUGGCCUGGAGAGCCCAGGGGGUCUGGCCAUAGACUGGAUCCAUGAUAAGCUGUACUGGACAGACUCAGGGACAUCUCGCAUCGAGGUGGCCAACCUGGAUGGCACCCACCGCAAGGUGCUCAUAUGGCAGAGCAUGGAGAAGCCCCGAGCCAUCGCUCUGCACCCCAUCGAAGGUAAGAUCUACUGGACAGACUGGGGCAACACGCCACGCAUCGAAUAUGCCAACAUGGAUGGCUCGGGCCGCAGAAUCAUCGCCGACACAAACCUGUUCUGGCCUAACGGACUGACCAUUGAUUAUGCCGGCCAUCGCAUGUACUGGGUAGACGCCAAGCACCACGUCAUCGAGAGAGCCGAUCUGGACGGCAAGAACCGCAAGGCUGUAAUCAGCCAAGGCCUGCCACACCCAUUUGCCAUCACAGUGUUUGAGGACAGUCUCUACUGGACGGACUGGCACACCAAGAGCAUCAACAGCGCCAACAAGUUUACGGGCAAGAACCAAGAGAUCAUCCGCAACAAACUUCACUUCCCCAUGGACAUCCACACGCUCCACCCGCAGAGGCAACCUGCAGGUGGUCGCAAUCGCUGCGGGACCAACAAUGGGGGUUGCAGCCACCUGUGUCUCCCUAGCAACAAGGCCUACACCUGUGCCUGUCCAACAGGUUUCAGAAAAGUAGACCAGUAUAACUGUGCCCUAAGUCUUGACAAGUUCCUGCUUUUUGCCCGAAGGACGGAUGUCCGUCGAAUCAGUUUCGACACAGAAGAUAAAUCAGACGAUGUCAUUCCGCUGGCCGACGUGCGGAACGCCGUGGCUCUGGAUUGGGAUGCCCACGAAGGGCAUAUCUACUGGACCGACGUCACCACAGACUCCAUUAACCGGGCCCUGUGGAAUGGCUCCCAGCAGGAGGUCGUCGUGGACACCAGUUUGGAAAGCCCUGCUGGUCUGGCCAUUGACUGGGUGACGCAGAAACUAUACUGGACUGAUGCAGGUACAGACCGCAUCGAGGUGUCCAACGCUGAUGGCACCAUGCGCACGGUCCUGAUAUGGGAGAAUCUGGACCGCCCACGGGACAUUGUGGUAGACCCCAUCGGCGGGUACAUGUACUGGACAGACUGGGGAGCGAACCCAAAGAUUGAGCGAGCAGGAAUGGACGCCUCCAGCCGCCUCGUCAUCAUCUCCACCAACCUGACCUGGCCAAACGGGCUGGCGAUCGACUACCAGACCCAGAGGCUGUACUGGGCUGAUGCAGGAAUGAAGACCAUCGAGUUUGGCAACUUUGAUGGGUCAGACAGACAGGUCUUGAUUGGCAAUCAGUUGCCUCACCCGUUUGGCCUGACCCUGCAUGAAGAUAAGAUUUACUGGACAGACUGGCAGUCCAAGAGCAUCCAGAGUGCAGACAAACUAAGCGGUCUGGGCCGCUCCACGCUAGUGGGGAACCUGGAAAACCUCAUGGACAUUCAUAUGUUCCACCAGCACAGAGCAACAGUGCAGACACCGUGCUCUGUGAAUAAUGGUGGCUGUAGUCAUCUAUGUCUCUUGGCUCCUGAUUCCAAAGGCUCCAGCUGCGCUUGCCCGACGGGAAUCAACCUUCAGGUAGACGGCAAGACCUGCACUCCAGGAAUGAAUAGCUUCCUAAUCUUCGCCCGGCGGACUGAUAUCAGAAUGGUCUCUCUGGACAUUCCGUAUUUUGCUGAUGUAGUGUUGGCUGUUAAUACAUCUAUGAAGAACACCAUUGCCAUCGGAGUGGAUCCCAGAGAGGGUAAAGUGUACUGGUCAGAUAGCACCCUGAAAAAGAUCAGCAGAGCCAAUAUCAAUGGCUCAGGGCAUGAGGACCUCAUCUCCACAGGGCUGGUGACCACUGAUGGCCUUGCCGUGGACUCAGUGGGCAGGAAAAUCUACUGGACGGACACGGGGACCAAUCGCAUCGAGGUGGCCAACCUGAACGGCUCCAUGCGGAAAGUUCUGGUGUGGGGCAACCUGGACAGCCCGCGCGCCAUCGCCCUAUACCACGAAAUGGGGUACAUGUACUGGACCGACUGGGGUGAACACGCAAAGCUGGAGAGGGCGGGUAUGGACGGAUCUGAGCGCGUGGUCCUCAUAAGUAAUAAUCUGGGCUGGCCCAAUGGCCUUGCUAUAGACAAGGCCAGCUCGCAGCUGCUCUGGGCGGACGCACACACUGAGCGGAUCGAGGCGGCCGAUUUAAACGGAUCGAACCGCAGGACCCUGGUGUCUCCUGUGCAGCACCCUUACGGCCUCUCACUGCUGGGGCCAUACAUCUACUGGACAGACUGGCAGAGCCGGAGCAUCCAGAGAGCAGACAAGAUCACUGGCGCCAACAUCAUCACCAUCCGCUCCAACCUCCCAGGCCUCAUGGACAUCCAGGCUGUGGACCGUGAGAGGCCUCUGGGCUUUAACAAGUGCGGUCGGCAUAACGGUGGCUGCAGCCACCUGUGCCUUCCGCGGCCCAACGGCACGUCCUGCGUGUGCCCCACGGGUGUCCUGCUGAAGGCCGAUGGCAGGUCGUGUGACGACAUGCCCGAGACGUACCUGCUGUUCUCCAACCGCAUCAGCGUGCGCCGCAUCUCCCUGGACACGGCAGACCAUACAGACGUGCACGUGCCCGUGCCAGAGCUGCACAAUGUCAUCUCGCUGGACUACGACAGUGUGGAGGGCAAACUCUACUACACUGAUGUCUCUCUGGAUGUCAUCAGGCGCGUGAACCUGGACGGGAGCAGCAUGGAAACAGUGGUCAGCCAGGGGCUGAAGACCACUGAUGGCCUCGCGGUGGACUGGGUGGCACGGAACAUGUACUGGACUGAUACCGGGCGUAACACUAUCGAGGUGGCCCGCCUGGAUGGGUCCUCGCGGAAGAUUCUAGUGAACAGCAGCCUGGAUGAACCCAGGGCCAUCGCCGUGUUCCCCAGCAAAGGGUUCCUUUUUUGGACUGACUGGGGACAUAUUGCUAAGAUUGAACGUGCCCACCUGGACGGGUCUGACCGGAAGGUCCUGAUCAACACCGAUCUGGGCUGGCCCAAUGGCCUCACACUCGACUACGACAUGCGCAGGAUCUUUUGGGUGGACGCACACCUGGACCGUAUCGAAAGCUCUGACCUGAACGGCAAACUGCGCCAAAUCCUCGUCAGCCCCGUCUCGCACCCGUUUGCUCUCACUCAGCUGAAGCCGGUGCCCUCUCCUCUAACUCCUCUCUCCCCCCGCAUCUCACAGCAAGACCGCUGGAUCUACUGGACGGACUGGCAGACCAAGUCCAUACAGCGUGUGGAAAAGCACACAGGCCGCAAUAAGGAGACUGUGCUGGCUAAUGUGGAGGGGCUCAUGGACAUCAUAGUGGUAUCGCCCCAACGCCAGACUGGCACCAAUCACUGCGGCGUAAACAAUGGCGGCUGUACUCAUCUGUGCUUUGCAAAGACGAACAGCUUCGUAUGUGCGUGUCCAGACGAGGCGGACGACAGGGCCUGUUCCACCAUCUCCGGUUAUGUUCCCACGGUAGCUGACAAGGGAGCCACCAGCACUCAGGCCCCUGGCAAACGUGCCAAAGGCUCCACAGACAAGCCUCAGCAGCACCCCCCUAUGUUCAAUUGUACAGAUAAGAGUGUUGGUGUGGAAGGCUGCCAGCAGAGCAAUGUGGUGACCGCUCCUCAUGGGGAGGGGCUUCAUAUCAGCUAUGUGAUUGGUGGAGCUUUGACGGUCCUCGCUAUUCUGAUACUCAUAGCUGUGUUCAUCAUUUACAGGCACAAAAAGUCAAAGUUUGCUGAUCCAGGCAUUAGCAACCUGACAUACAGCAAUCCUUCGUACCGUACGUCAACACAGGAGGUCAAAAUAGAGGCUGCCCAAAAACCUCCAAUAUACAAUCAGUUACGAUAUAAAAAAGAGGGUGUUGGAGAGGGCAGUUACACCCGAGAGAAGAUUCGGAUAGUGGAGGGGGUGUGUCUUCUUUCUGGGGAGGAGCUAUACUGGGAGGACCUGAAACAGCUGAAGGUGUGUCGAGGGGGUGGACUUCAUACCUGCAUGCGCACGGAUACUGUCUCCCUGCAAGCAAGCUCAGCCUCCUUGGACGAUACUGAGACGGAACAGCUGUUACAGGGCGACCAAUCCGAAUGUUCCAGUCUAAACACAGCCCCAGCGACCACACCCCAGCGCCACAGUGCCCACCCAGACACUGGCUGGGUCCCCAAUCGCAAACCCUCCACUGAGAGUGAAGUGUGAUCUCACAAUGAACACAUGCUUAGACAAUGACAUCUACACAAAAGACACAUGCUUCACACAAGAAUGAAUGCACAUGCUACACCCAACAAAUCCCCUUCUGUCAAAAAGGCUACACACACACACACACACACACACACACACACACACACACAGUGUUACCUACAUAUCGAAACUGCAAACCUGCCUAGCAGGCCGUGUAAAGCUGAGCAAUUAUAGCUGUGCAACUCAUAGAUUUAGUAGGCAAAUGGUUCAUCUAUGCAUAGGGCACAGAACAAAAGCCAGCAAAAACAUUUAAUAACCCAUUUAAGGAAGGUGCCUGACUGGCCUAAAACUAAAACCGGCAUAGAAUUUCUGAACACACAUACAUGUAAACAAACAUUACCCCAGUUUCCUAAACCAUCAUUUCCUAAACCAUCAUAGUAUCUUUUCUUUACUCCUCCCCAUGUUACUGGGGCCUGAGCUUCACCCUGACUCCUCCCCCAAUGUCUGGAGCACAUCCCCUACCCCAUUGUGGGCUCCUGACUCCUCCCCUUAUGUCUGGAGCCCAUCCCCCACCCCACUGUGGGCUCCUGACUCCUCCCCCUAUGUCUAGUGCCCAUCCCCCAACCCACUGUGGGCCACCCCCUUUCGGACACACGACUGAAAAGACUUUGCAGAGCCUACGGACAGCAUAAUGCAGUAAGAGAACAAAGAUUUAAAAAAAAAAAAAACACUUUUGAGAAAGCAAGGAAUGCAACCCACAAAGAAAUCGGGAGUGUUUUUGUAUACAAGGACAGCACUGUUGUGUAUAAAAUUAUGCUUUUUUUUUGUGGAUUUCUGAUGUAAGCUAAAAUCAAGACUCUGUGCUCAUGGACAGUAUAGCAAACUGAUCCGUCUGCUGCCACGCCUCACCACUCAUCGUACGUUUAUGAACUCUAUUUAUGAACAUUUUGUACAUCUGAGUGGGCUGUUCAUUCUGUCUCCCCUGCAUUCUGUUCAAGGCCUCAUGCAUUGACAGGACUAAUUAAGGAUUAGUGCCAAAGGGCGGGGUGCGCUCUCUCUCCCUCUGCGGACGCCGCUGUGAUUUAUGAAGCCGUGCAGCGCUGCGUGGGUCACUCGCAUCAUGGUCCAGUUCAGAUGUGCGGCACAACCCAGUUUUACAGAGAGAUGGAACGAAAAUGUGGCCAUGUUACGAACAUUGCCAGUUUUUCCCUCGUCAUUCGUCUCAUCAAAUGAAAUGUUUUACAGGUUGUUUUUGUUUUAUGGAUUUUUGAAACGAGCAUUAGAUAUUUGAUUAAGUAAGGUAAUUGAGCAAGUUUAAGGUAGGGUGACAAAAAAAACAAAAAAACAUGAAACAUUACAUGUCCUCGGGGAAAGUAGUCUGAAUGAAGUGUAAGUGCCAAAUGUUGUUUUUGUUGUUGUUUUUUCUUCACUAUAUUUAUAUUUCAGGAGAGCUAUAUUUGACAUUUCUCCCUUUUUACUUUGUGCUUAGAGAUGAUCAACCAUAUUAGAACCUGCGAAGCACCAUGCACUUGGUCAUGUAGCUUUCUAUGAACUUUCAUAGAGCUAUCACGAGUGUGUAACUGUAUACCACUGACCAUUCAUUUGACCAUUCAUUUUAAGGAAAAAGGAAUAUGUGGUGUUUUAUGCAAUGCUUUGAACUCUUGUUUUGUACUUUUGUUGUCAUUGGAGUCACUUUGAGGACUGUUUUAACAAUCCUCUUUGAGGAUUGUUGUGUUCUCAAACGCAUGUAUCUUGAAGUAACUUCUCCAGUUUCAGCACAAUGCUGAUUUGCUGCUACAACACACACCCAGUACUGAGGCCAAUGAGGGAUGGUCUUGGCAGCUACUUACCUGCAGCUCUCUAAUUGUUGGCUUACAAAACAACUAGACAUCAUAUCUAGUGUGCCAUUUAAUAUAUACAUGUAACCUGCUUCCUUUUUUAUCUGCAUAUUUCCAAUUGCUGACAGAAGAGCUUGUACAGACUUCACAAUGGAGAGAAAGUGUGUAUGUGUUAAAAUAUGUUGUGUUGAUUUAUUGUAUAGUCUUUUGUACAAAGGGAUUUUUUUCAACAUUUAUUAAAGGGAUAGUUAACAUUUUGCCAAUUUCAUGAGCUUUUCCUACUGGCAUAAAGUCAGAUGAUGAGUUCUGUUUUAUUUACAUUUCUUUGUGCAGUUGCACAUGAGAACCAUAAUGGUAAUGGGCAGAUUAUUCAUUUUUUGAAAGCUUCAAUUUUAGAAACAGUUGUUUUUUUUUAACUGAAACAUUUAAUUUGGUACAUUUUACUGUUUGGCUGUGAAAGUCUUAACAAACAACAGUCAAGUUGUAGUGGUGCUUCUAGAUGAAUCAGUAAGUUAAUGAUUUUCAAAUGCUUAACUUUUCUUUUAUUACACUACAGGUAAGCAAACAGCAAGUUGGAUCAGUUUUGGAGCUUGAUGUGUGUCAGCUAGCUGUUUUUGAAGACUUCCAUUCAUGCAGAUCUAAGAAGCUGCACACAAUGUGCAACUUGCACACAGAGAUUUGGAAGAAUGCUAGUAAUAACUUUGUCUGACUUUGUGAAAGCAGAAAAAAAUAUUUCAUUGCCAAAACGUUAAAGUCCCUUUUAUUUCACUCACUGGAGAGGAAUUAUUUAACCACUUUCUUUUCUCCAAGCCUUGUGAAUAAUAAGGUUGAUGCCAGUUAUUUAACAGAAUGCUCUUUUAUGUUUCAAAAAUAUUGGUCACAUGUAACUGUUGUAAAGUUAACUAAGAGAUAUUUAUAAUUUCUUUGUUUGGUUGUCAUUUAGAUGUAAAUAUAAAAUGACUGUAUAUGUAUUUCCCCAUUGCAAUACUAACAGACUGUGUUGUGUGACAGUGAAUUACUCCUUUGCUAUCUUUUAAUAUAAAACUGCAUUUGCAUUGAACAGAA